AAUUGUGAAUUGUUUCAGCAAGGCGAAGUCGACAUGUUCGUGGUCAUGGCUACAAUAUACGUCAUGAGUAUUGCACUGGUUCAUUGCUUACAGGACAAGUGGUUAUUACGGCUGGGCAUUGUAUCCAAGGAAAGAGAGGGUUGAUCGAAACUAAUGGUCAAUUUCAUCGAUCGAAAGAAGUUGAUUUUAUAUCGCACAGUUCGCAAAUUUUAUAUCUUUCGACAACAUAAUGGACCCGAUAUAGCGUUGUUGUUGUUGUCGAAACCCGUUACGAUAUGUGAUCCAAAACGACGGAAUUCAGUGGAUCGCUUCGAGAUUCUUAGACUUCCGCUCGGCAAUGCACUUCGUUCAGGUUGGAGUGAUGAGGAGGUAGAGCAGGCAAAAUGUGUGAUGUAUGGCUACGGUCGCAAUGAAAAGUACUCAAAGUUGGACUAUCGAUUGCGAAGUAUGCCAGUCAAAUUGAAAGUCCGAUCGCCUGAGCUGAUCACAGAUCUCAGACGGAAUCAGAAAAUAUGCGAGGUCAAUAAAUGA
Molecule: messenger RNA, 531 nt
Organism: Anisakis simplex (herring worm)
Lineage: Eukaryota; Metazoa; Nematoda; Chromadorea; Rhabditida; Anisakidae
Source: the annotation of a GenBank genome assembly